AAUGACCCCCUAAACAGUUAUAUGGUUUACUUAACCCCCUCUUUUCCCUAAACCAGUUCAAAACACACCUUUUACGCAAACUAAAACCAGUUUUGCUGACUUGGCCGGUUUUUGAUGACUAGGACUGACAGCUUGGCAGUCAUACAUGGCAAGUAUAUUUAGAUCCAAAACAGGCCCUCCCGUGACUUCUGUUUCUCUUGCUCGUCAAUUUUAUUUCGCCCGCCGGCCGCCGGCCCUCGCCUUAAGUUUCUGCGUGACACAAUCAGAUCGAUCAACUAGGUGAAUGAUACAGUGGACAAGUUCAUCAGCACAAACGAAAACAGGCAGCAGGGGAUAUGGACCCUUUGGAGGUACUGCCAGUAAGAUUUCACUUUGGAGGCGAAUUUGAUUUUGAUGGUCACUCAUUGAACUAUGUGCGAGGUAGAAAUGCAUUGUCACACAUAGAGAGGGAUAAGCUAUCACUGCCAGAGUUUAGGGGUUUUCUUGGUGACCAUGUCAAUUUGACAGCACAGGGUGUAGUUGAUUUUCAUUGGCUGCCCCCCGGAGUUGAUAUGAGUAACGGUGUGCGGAGCUUAGCUGAUGAUCAGAGUUGCAGGUAUAUGUCUGAUUGUAUCAUAGUGGGUGAAGUAGCUGAAGUUUAUGCUGAGAUAUACAAGACUGUAGGUGCUGAAUUAGUCAUGUGGACGUGCGAACCAGAGAACAAUAUGCUAAUUUUAGGUAGUCCAAAUAAGGAUUAUACGAUGAACAACGAAGAUGUAGGAAAUAACAAUUCUGGUGAUGAAAGCGUAGAGGGGGAUGGAGCCGGUGAUAGCGAGUUAGAAGAUAGUGAUUAUAUGCAAGGUGACGAUGAUACAUCUGGAGAUGAUGAAGAAGCAAAUGAAUUAUUGAUGAAUGCAAGGAUCCAGAGAAAGAAUCCAACCGCUGUUGUUGCAAUAUCUCGUAAAGCCUAUAUUCCUGAUGUACUAAUUCAUGAAAGUGGUGAAGAAAAUGGUUCUCUAGAUGAAUUUGAUCCCCCAAUGGUGGACUCAAGUGAAGAAGCUAGCUAUGAGGAUGGUGAUGACGGUGAAGGAAUCAGAAGAAAAAGCAGGUUUAUAAGGUAUGACAGUGAAGCUGUUUUUCCAAACUUUUGUGUUGGCAUGACUUUCAGUGGCAGGGUGCAAUUUAAGCAAGCCUUGAUCAAGUAUGGGUUGGCUACUCAAAGACACUUGAGUUUUCCUAAAGAUGAGAAAGACAGGAUUAGAGCAAAAUGUUCAUGGAAGGGCUGCCCCUGGUUCAUAUUUGCCUCUAACAAGACAAACAGUGAUAGAUUUCAGGUCAAGACAUUCAAUAAUGAACACAUUUGUCCCAAAAGAAAGGACAAUAGAUUAGUCACUGGAGUAAGAAUAGCUGAUAAGUAUGAGCAUAUCAUUAAACCAAACCCAUCAUGGAAGCUUCAGAACAUCAAGGAGACUGUGUUGCUUGACAUGGGUGUAGAUGUGUCGCUAUCAAAGGUCAAGAGAGCAAAGGCCAUUGUGAUCAGAAGGAUAUAUGAGUCAUGUAGAGGAGAGUACGCAAAAAUAUUUUGAGUACCAAGCAGAAAUACUUAGAAGCAAUCCAGGGAGCACGGUUGCCGUGUAUUUGGAUCCUGAGUAUAUUGACCCAGUUUUUCAGAGGAUUUAUGUAUGCUUUGAUGCUUGCAAAAAGGUUUCCAAGCUGGAGGAAAGUAAUUGGAGUAGAUGGAUGCUUCUUCAAGGGAGCUUGCAACAGUGAGCAGCUAUGUGCUCUAGGUCGGGACACAAACAACCAGAUUUACCCAAUAGCCUGGGCAGUAGUAGAGAAAGAAACUGAAGAUUCUUGGUCAUGGUUCUUGGGUUUCCUACAAAAGGAUUUGCAAAUUACAAUUGGUGGGAGGGGCUGGGUUAUAAUAUCUGACCAGCAAAAGGGUCUUCUCAAUGCAGUGGCAGAAUUGUUUCCUGACAUCGAGCAUAGGAUGUGUACAAGACACAUAUAUUCCAACUGGAGAAAAACUUAUAAAGAUAAAGAUUUUCAGAAACCCUUUUGGUUAUGUGCAAAGGCAUCAAGUGUACCAUUCUUUAAUUUUUGCAGAGCAAAACUAGCACAAUUAACUCCUGCGGGUGCCAAAGACAUGAUGAACACCAACCCGAAGCAUUGGAACAGAGCAUGGUUCAACCUUGGUUCCAACUGUGAUAGUGUCGACAACAAUAUGUGUGAAAGGUUCAACAAUUGGAUAGUUGAUAUUAGGGCCCAUCCCAUUAUCUCCAUGCUAGAGGGCAUCAGGACCAAGGUGUAUGUAAGGGUUCAACAAAAUAGAACCAAGUCAAAUAGUUGGUCUUCAAAGAUCUGUCCAAACAUUCUAAAGAAACUUAACAAGUAUAUUAAUCUUGCACAAAAAUGCUCUGCAAUUUGGAAUGGAAAAGAUGGCUUUGAGGUGACAGAGUGGGACAAGAGGUUCAGAGUUGAUGUAGAGAGAAGAACUUGUUCUUGCAGAUAUUUGCAGCUGACGGGUAUCCCUUGUGCUCAUGCCAUCACUGCAGUUUUUCUCAGCUCAAAAGCACCUGAAGAUUACAUAGCUGACUACUAUUCAGUUGAACACUACAACAAGACAUAUGAUCAUUGCAUGAUGCCAAUGGAGGGAAUGCAACAGUGGCCAAGAGAUCCCCGCAAGCCUAAGCCUCCAGCCUAUGUGAAGAUGCCAGGUAGGCCAAAAAAGCAGAGAAGAAGGGAACCUGGUGAAGCAAAAAAGGCCACAAAAGUCACUAGGGUAGGCUCGAGAGGUAACUGCAGCAAGUGUCAUCAACCAGGUCACAAUAGUAGAACAUGUGGACCAAAGUCUAAAUCAAAGAAGAGAAACAUCAUGGAGAAAGAA
Molecule: messenger RNA, 2866 nt
Organism: Panicum virgatum (switchgrass)
Lineage: Eukaryota; Viridiplantae; Streptophyta; Magnoliopsida; Poales; Poaceae
Exons: 3
Coding region: 336-1565 (409 amino acids)
Source: RefSeq, a predicted model, not a curated record